This is a messenger RNA of Paramacrobiotus metropolitanus, 1024 nucleotides long. RefSeq lists its product as uncharacterized. The transcript has 3 exons. NCBI's taxonomy places the organism in Eukaryota, Metazoa, Tardigrada, Eutardigrada, Parachela, Macrobiotidae. The coding region runs from base 5 to 943 and encodes 312 amino acids. The record is from RefSeq and is a predicted model, not a curated record.
UCUGAUGUGGCGUCUUCACUGUUGCCUGACACGCUUCUCCGCCGAAUUACAGUCAACUUUUGCACACUUUAUAAGCAGCGGUGAAGCAACACUUCUGGUAUUAUUGAGCAUUUUGUUGCUGGCUCUUUUCCCGGGGUACGCGACAGUGACAUCAUACCUAAGCGAUGGAGACACAGCGGAGCUGAUUGCCCUUCAAAAUAAUGCAACUACCAGAAAAGUCGCCGAUAUAAUGUGGCUCUUGGACAACCUUCCGCCGGUCGCUUGUCAAGCGGUGGGGAUAAUUCACAGUAUCAGUUAUUGUGCACGGAAAAUUGUACAAUGUUUCAUUAUCGUUUUUGCCUGGAUUGUGUGGAUUAUUUAUAAGAAAAUUAACAAUAGUCUUUCCUUGCUGGCGUACAACGUCAAAUGGAGCGGAUACGAAGAGCUCGAGCGUUUGUUGCGACAACACAAAGUGUUUUGUGACAUAGUGGACGAGUACGACCAAUCUUGUCGCUGGAUUACGUUUUUGGCUUAUCUGGAAACUCUGUCCAUCCUACUUAUGUACAUGUAUGAAUUAUGUAAAGAUUACGUGGCGCAUGAUCGAGCGGAAAUGAAGGAUACGAUGCACGUCGUAGUGGCUUGGGUCCUGUUGAUUUUUCAGACGGGCGCUUUAACGCUUAUCUCCGAAAAGAAGGAAGAAUUCCAUAAGCUGCUUCGUUACACAGCUAGCUUGGAAGUCAUGCCCAAACAGCGGAAAAAACAGCUGAAAUCAUACGUUUGUGAAAUGGAGCUGACGGAUAUGAACAUUACCGUGGCCGGUCUGCAAAUGACUCGAGAAACCUGCCUUGCGAUUGCGGCAGGAAUUCUCGGCUACAUUAUUCUGUUCUCGGAGAUGGGCGAACAAAACAUCAGCCACACCGGAGGCCCAGACGCAAACGCUUCCAGAUACGUAAAGACAAUGUAGCUUCUCGACAGGGUAUUAAUAUUCCCUUAAGUUUUUCAGCAAACUAAAAGGUGCGUUUAUUAUGGUUUGUACGAGGCGCUU